AUGCCUGAAGUUAGCUUUCCGUGCGAGGUGGGAUCCGAGUUGGAGGCCUACGUGGCACGUCUUCUCGACGAGGCCGGAGUGCCGAAUUUCAUAUGGGCCGAGCCGGCUCUCUCCAUUUUAGGGGUCGACACCGUCUCUUUUUUCAGCGGAUGGGUCGUCCCCGACGAAUGUAUUGAAAAGGCGGCGCAAGCUCUCGACGCAGCGAACUUCCCGCCCUGCAGGCAGGGCCGCGAUGGAUGCAGCGUCUUCUGGGAGCGACGAGCUCAUCCCUAUCCCGAUCAUCACUGGCACACCGAUCUAUUCUAUCCACCGAGGCUAUCUCCUCCUGGGGGUGCCGCGAUGACCUGCGGGGUCUUCCUCUAUCGCAAGUCGAGGCUGUUUUGGUCGUUCCCCGACCCCCCAAUCGGUCGCCCUGCCCCGGACGAUCCCUAUUAUAUGCUCACAGAUGAUUCCCGCAUCGAGAUGGGGGCCAGAAGCUCUAGGGGUCCCCAGUAUAAUAUCUGGUAUCCCGUGAAGAUGCCCACCCCCGGCCGUUACAUAGAAGCCAUGUUCCGACUGGCGCUCCGAGACUUCGAGGGCGUGAUUCUGUACUGCCAUUGGCUCGAUGAGAUCGAUUACCUGGCGGGGUAUCUGAUUGAACCAGGUAGGACGCUGAAACUGGAGGAUAUCGUCGAGCCGUUCCGGGAAUGGGCCCGACGACUGGCAUUUGGCCGGUAUGCCGAACGAAAGGGCGAUCUGAACGCCAAGAAGAUCCAAAGCGAGAUCUUUGUUGAGAUGGCGAGAAACAAGCAGAUCCCCCCAGUGGAUGAUGUGCGUUUCGACUCCUGGGCGUCUUUGGACGACCUCCUGGGGCAGUACAGCCUCCCCUGUGAUCCGGAAUGGUCAACUCCGGAAGAGAAGAAGGUAUACUGGAACCGACCACAGGAUCGGCGACGGCGUUGA
Aspergillus melleus is the source of this 942-nucleotide messenger RNA. RefSeq lists its product as uncharacterized. The record is from RefSeq and is a predicted model, not a curated record. The transcript has 2 exons. Bases 1 to 942 code for a protein of 313 amino acids. Lineage: Eukaryota; Fungi; Ascomycota; Eurotiomycetes; Eurotiales; Aspergillaceae.